Molecule: messenger RNA, 1594 nt
Organism: Harmonia axyridis
Lineage: Eukaryota; Metazoa; Arthropoda; Insecta; Coleoptera; Coccinellidae
Product: methionine synthase reductase-like
Exons: 4
Coding region: 251-1549 (432 amino acids)
Biological process (GO): response to hormone
Cellular component (GO): cytosol
Molecular function (GO): flavin adenine dinucleotide binding; NADPH-hemoprotein reductase activity; FMN binding
Source: RefSeq, a predicted model, not a curated record
GAUUUAUUCAGUUUGCACUACAGCAUAUAAACUUUGGUUUAUAUUAAAGCCAAUUCUGCUUAAAUUAAUUGUAUUCAUUUAUUAUAUUUCUGUAAUAUAACAAUUAUUGAAAUAAAUCUAUAUCAAAAAUUAUUCAAACCUAACCUCAAAUUAACAUUCCACUUUCCACUAAUUUUUCCACUUACUCGUGCUCUUGCUACUUCCACAGACUACAGUUCAACUAAUAAACUGCUGCCACUUCAGAAUCAUAAUGGGGAAAUAUUUGAAACUUUCAUACGACAUAAGUUCACAUGAGAUACCUACAACCAAAGUUCCUGAAUUCCAAUACCGAGUUACUCCUUUUCCAGCUUCGGACUUGAUUAACAUUUCAAUUUGUAACUGUGAAUUAAUUACAAAUGAAAAAAAUAGAAAGGUUUAUUAUUUGAAAUUUUCUAGAGAGAACAUAAAUUUUCACUAUGAGCCAGGAUAUACAAUAGGAAUACUUCCAAGUAACAGCAUCGAACUGGUGAACAGAAUUCUUAUACGUUUGGGUUUGGAGGAUGUUGCAGAUCAGUGUUACAAGUUGAGUUUAGAUGAAAGUGCCACUAAAAAAUUGAUUCCAAAACAUUUACCUGUUUAUGGUACCUUAAGGAAUCUUUUAUUACACAAUGUUGAUCUGACCAGUGCUCCCAAGAAGUUAUUUCUCAAGAGUUUAUUGGAGUAUACAACUGAUGAAAAAGAAUGUGAUACACUGUUGUUCCUAUGCUCUCCAAAAGGUUCAAUAGAGUAUCAAACUCUGAUAUCGUCAUACACCAAAAGAAGUGUUUUAGGACUCCUAGAGAUGUUCCCAUCAUGUCAACCUCCAAUUGAAGUUCUUCUCAAACACUUACCACCUUUAUUACCUAGGGCAUACUCCAUAUCUUCCUCACCAUUGAAUGAAGAAUAUUUAAGUAUAACAUUCAACGUUGAUACAUUCCCUGAUAACCAAAGAGGUUUAUGUACAAGUUGGCUAGAAAGAUGCAUCCAUGAAUAUGAAAAGACUAAGCAUGUUGAAGUGCCAAUAUAUCUUAGAAAUCCAUCAUCUUUUGUUUUGCCUGAGGAUAAUUCUGUGCCUAUUAUUUUGAUAGGUACAGGAACAGGAAUUUCACCUUUCAGGGGAUUUUUAGAACACAGGCAUCUUAAUAUAGCUGGUGGGGCAUCCUAUGGUAAAUCUUGGUUAUUCUAUGGUUGUAGAGAUUCUAACAGAAACUACCUAUUCAAAAGUGAUUUGAAAGAAUAUUUAGCAUCUGGAGCAUUGUCUAGGUUGUGUGAGUCUUUUUCAAGAGAAUCGGAGACAAAUAAGUAUGUCCAACAUGAAAUUGAAAAAUAUACUGAGGAGUUAGGUACUUGGAUUGUGAAAGAUAAUGCAAUAGUGUAUGUUUGUGGUGACUUUCUAAGAAUAUUGCCUGCUGUUAAAGAAGCAGUCUUGAAAGUUCUGGUGGAAUCGCAAGAUUUUCCAGAAAAUGAUGCACAAUUAUAUCUGAAAGAAAUGGAGGAAAAGGGAAGAUAUAUUGUAGAUAAUUGGAAUUGAAACUUGUAUAUAAUAUUUUUAUGGAAUAAAACAGACUAAAUCAUC